Fonsecaea pedrosoi CBS 271.37 is the source of this 1515-nucleotide messenger RNA. RefSeq lists its product as uncharacterized. The record is from RefSeq and is a predicted model, not a curated record. Lineage: Eukaryota; Fungi; Ascomycota; Eurotiomycetes; Chaetothyriales; Herpotrichiellaceae. The transcript has 4 exons. The coding region runs from base 1 to 1515 and encodes 504 amino acids. Gene Ontology annotation, molecular function: heme binding; monooxygenase activity; oxidoreductase activity, acting on paired donors, with incorporation or reduction of molecular oxygen.
AUGAGGGCAAUAGUCGUGAUCAUAUCUGUCCCUAUCUCGCUGGUACUGUAUGCUGUUGCCAACGUUGUCUACAAUGUGUAUCUACACCCCCUGAGACGAUACCCGGGCCCCAAAGCCUGGGCCGCGAGCAGACUUCCCUGGUUCUACAAUACGACCAGCGGCCAGAUCCACACGCGACUCACGGCGCUCCACAAGCAAUACGGCCCUGUUGUGAGGAUUGCUCCCAACGAGCUCUCCUAUACCGAGCCGGCGGCAUGGAGGCAGAUUUACGGCCAUAGGUCGGUGGAAAUGCCAAAGGACCUCGACGGUGCCGGGAUCAUGCCCUCCUUCAACGGGGCAUAUUCUAUCGUCAACGCGCCCCAUGACCACCACCUACGCCUUCGACGGGCGAUCGCUCCCGCGUUUUCGGAAAAGGCACUCCGCGAGCAAGAGAGCAUGUUGCAGACUUACGUGGAUCUUCUCGUGUCGCGGCUGAAGGAAACUUGUAAGCGUGGACCUCAGGAUCUCGUGUCGUGGUACAAUUUCGCCACGUUCGAUAUGAUGGGAGACAUGGCUUUUGGCGAGCCCUUCGGAUGUCUGCGCGACGGCCAGAACCACGCCUGGGUCAACCUCAUCUUCAGCAGCGUCAAGUCUUACCCGUGGUACCAGGUGUUUCUUUACUACCGCAUCAUGUCCAUCGCCGCGUUCUUCACCCCCAAGAAGCUAGCCGAUGCCAAACGCGACGCCGACGCGAAUGCCCAUACCAAAGUCGACCGUCGCAUGGCCAUGAAGGCGCUGGCGAGGAAGGACUUUAUGAGCUAUAUCCUGCCAGAAGAGAAUGAUCGGCAGGGCAUGGAAGUGUCUCUCGACGAGAUCAAAGAAACUGCAGCGAUCCUCAUUAUCGCCGGUAGCGAAACAUCGGCGACCCUCUUGUCGGGAGUCACGUAUUACAUGCUCACGCACCCGCUCAUCUACGAACGCGCAGUCAAGGAAGUCCGCGGCGCCUUCCAGACGUAUGCGGACGUCAGCAUGAUCAAGACCGGCGCGUUGAAAUAUAUCCCCGCGAUCGUGCAGGAAACCUUCCGCAUGUAUCCGCCCGCCCCGGUCACGUUUCCACGAAAGGUGCCGGGGGCUGGCGAGGAGGUCCUGGGCCGCUGGGUUCCCGGCGGCACGACAGUGGGAGUUCCUCAGUAUGCCGCGUACCGGAGUCCCAGCAAUUUCUAUCGGCCUGAUGACUUCCUACCCGAGAGGUGGCUCAGUGCGGCUGACCGUGUGGACGGUGACUUGCCUGCCGAAUUGUUCGCCAACGAUCAAGCCCAAGUGUUGCAGCCUUUUUCGUUCGGACCAAGGAAUUGUAUUGGGAAAGCUCUCGCCUACGUGGAAAUACGACUCAUCCUGGCCAAAAUGCUCUGGAGCUUCGACAUGAGCCUGACUCCCCAGCAGGCACAAACGCCCUGGGACGACCAGGGCACCUACAUGAUGUGGGAGAAACAUCCCUUGAUGGUCAAUCUCAAAGUCGUCCAACGAGGAUCAUAA